AUGGCCGAUAGUGCGCUCCCCAAUCUCUACCGGCUUUACUCUGGCAAUACUGAUGACGAUAACACCACGCUCCCCUUCACAGAAAAAGACUUUGAUGAGCCGACCCCAGUCAUCAGUGAGCUUGGUUGUGAUUAUUUACAUUGCAAUGCAUCUCAGGAUGGUCACAUACUGCGCUCAGAAAUGAUUUUCCCUCGAACUUCCAAUCGCUUCAAUACAGGAGCCCAGGUGGGAGGCACUGAUGUAAGGUCCAUCGACACCCCACCCAAGUCUGAACGCCCGGUGCAUCGGACUAGGGGUCUGGAUUUCUUGGUCCAUACCCUGGGAGAGAUGGAGGUAACUCAUUUAACGGGGGAGCAACAACUCUUACGACCUGGCGAUUUAACCAUCCAGGGUUUCAGUUUUACCAAAUGGCGCAAUCCAAGCAGGAAAUGA
Messenger RNA from Penicillium egyptiacum, 432 nucleotides. The record is from the annotation of a GenBank genome assembly. NCBI's taxonomy places the organism in Eukaryota, Fungi, Ascomycota, Eurotiomycetes, Eurotiales, Aspergillaceae.